AUGGAUAUCACGUUCGAUGAUUUUGUCGUUGUCCACAUCCAGCAGACCUUGGAUAUUCACUUCUCCGGCGUCUUCCAGCCCUGGAACCGCUGGUUCCUCCACAGAUACGAGAAGGUGCUGCGAGAAGAGUGUGGAUACAAGGGUUAUCAGCCCCGGUGCUCGUCAUCUGAGGCUGGCUCGUUUCGCUCGGGUAGUAUUGGGAUUGGGCGAAGUUAUCACACAGCCCCUGAGAAAUCGCCCAUCUUCAACGGAGGCUCAUAUAGCUUCGGUGGCAAUGGGGACUUCAUCCCUCAUGAAGGUCUAGCCAUUGACCCUCCUGAAGGAGUGGGCGGCGGCAACGUCCAGCUUCCCGCUGAAGUUGGUGGCGGCUUCGUGACCACUGGCCCAUUUGCCAAUAUGACCAUCAAUCUCGGCCCCGUUGGUGGCCUCGAGGGCACCGCGCCCGGCCCAGAUGGAGGCUUGGGGUAUAAUCCUCGCCGCCUGAAGCGCGAUGUUGGCCCUGCCCUGAAUACGCGGUAUGCCAACUAUACUACCGUUCUAAAUCUCUUACUCAAGCCGGACAUUGUCUCAUAUCGACUGCUCUCGGAAGGUGUUCCUUACACUAUCGAGAUUGGCCCUCACGGUGGCAUCCACUACACUAUCAGUGGCGACCCCGGCGGUGACCUCUUCUUCACUUCCCCUGGUGAUCCCGCCUUUUGGGUCCACCAC
Messenger RNA from Clonostachys byssicola, 708 nucleotides. The record is from the annotation of a GenBank genome assembly. Lineage: Eukaryota; Fungi; Ascomycota; Sordariomycetes; Hypocreales; Bionectriaceae.